This is a messenger RNA of Penicillium waksmanii, 357 nucleotides long. RefSeq lists its product as uncharacterized. The record is from RefSeq and is a predicted model, not a curated record. Lineage: Eukaryota; Fungi; Ascomycota; Eurotiomycetes; Eurotiales; Aspergillaceae. The coding region runs from base 1 to 357 and encodes 118 amino acids. The transcript has a single exon.
AUGACAACUCUGACGCGACUCCAAGCGAGACUCCAGGCCUCGGCCUCAUUCGCCCCUCUGGGUCGACCUAUCUUCAACUCGUACGGCCGACGUGCCUAUUCCAGUGACAAGAACAAGACUCAACAGACUACGCAAUCGAAACAUGAUGUCUCAACCAACUACCCGAUCCCUUCUAAUAAUGCGAAACCAACGCUUCGGGAUGGCCGACAGUCGCCUAUUGCCGAUCAUGAAGGUCACCUUCGCGAGGACUUACCCGAGGAUGUAAAGAAGCACAACAAGGAAAUGGACCAACGCUACGAUAAGCCCUACAAUCACAUUUCGGAUGACGGAAAUGUCGAAAAAGGAUGGAAGAAAUAG